This is a messenger RNA of Carassius auratus (goldfish), 1774 nucleotides long. RefSeq names its product melanocortin receptor 5-like. The coding region runs from base 209 to 1213 and encodes 334 amino acids. Gene Ontology annotation, biological process: G protein-coupled receptor signaling pathway. Gene Ontology annotation, cellular component: membrane. Gene Ontology annotation, molecular function: melanocortin receptor activity. The record is from RefSeq and is a predicted model, not a curated record. Lineage: Eukaryota; Metazoa; Chordata; Actinopteri; Cypriniformes; Cyprinidae. The transcript is spliced from 2 exons.
AUAUAUGCAUCUGAUGCAGUAGAGCCCCGUUAGAUCUUUAUAAAUCCUCCUCCGGCGCGAAUAAACGCCCCUGGACUGAAGGAAACACACAGUCUCUGAGAUUCAUAGCAGUGAACAGGUUUAGCACAAAACAACUCCUGCUCCUAACAGGCCAAAGAUGCCCAAUCCACCAACCCAGUGACUCCAAGAAAAGCCUACAACAUUCCCAAUGAAUCCCUCAUCCACGAUGAACACUUCAGAGGCCACACUGUCCCUUUGGGCCAUCCAUGUCAACUCCAGUCCCGUUUCAUACUUCCUCAACGCCACCGAGAACCCAUCCCACGCCAAGCCCAAAGCAUGCGAACAGCUCAACAUAGCCACCGAGGUGUUCCUCAUCCUUGGCAUCGUCAGUCUGCUGGAGAACAUCCUGGUCAUCUGCGCCAUAGUGAAAAACAAAAACCUCCACUCGCCCAUGUACUUCUUCGUCUGCAGCCUGGCCGUGGCCGACAUGCUGGUGAGCGUCUCCAACGCUUGGGAGACCAUCGUCAUCUACUUACUCACCAACCGCCAGCUGGUGGUGGAGGACCAUUUCAUCAGACAGAUGGACAACGUUUUUGACUCUAUGAUCUGCAUCUCUGUGGUGGCAUCCAUGUGUAGUCUUCUAGCUAUAGCCGUUGAUCGCUACGUCACGAUUUUUUAUGCGUUAAGAUAUCACAACAUCAUGACGGUGCGCCGGGCCGCGCUCAUCAUCGGUGGGAUUUGGACCUUCUGCACCGGCUGUGGAAUCGUCUUCAUUAUCUACUCUGACAACACGUCUGUCAUUGUAUGCUUGGUCUCCAUGUUCUUCAUCAUGCUCGUGCUCAUGGCCUCCCUCUACAGCCACAUGUUCAUGCUGGCGCGAUCUCACGUCAAACGCAUCGCCGCCCUGCCGGGCUACAACUCCAUCCACCAAAGAGCCAGCAUGAAGGCGGCUGUCACCCUGACCAUCCUUCUGGGGAUCUUCAUCGUCUGCUGGGCCCCGUUCUUUCUCCACCUCAUCCUUAUGAUCUCCUGUCCCAGAAACCUCUACUGCAUGUGCUUCAUGUCGCACUUCAACAUGUACCUCAUCCUCAUCAUGUGCAAUUCGGUCAUUGACCCUCUCAUUUACGCCUUCAGGAGUCAGGAGAUGCGGAAAACGCUGAAGGAAAUCAUCUGCUGCUACAGCCUGAGGAACGUCUUUGGAAUGUCCAGGUAGUUUUAAACACCCCCCUACAAAAUAAAAGAGACGGAUUAUAAUUUCACAAGAAUUUAAGAAGUCUGAGAGGAUGUCCCAACCUGGCCUUGAACUAGAUGGAAAAUAUAUAUAUUUUUUUUUGAUGAUACUCUCUAAAACUUUCAAAAAGUUGGACAAUUAAGCAAGCGCUCUUCAAUGCACAAAGGAUGCAAAAUAGAAUUGCCUAAUGAGACGAUUGUUGGUAAUAUAUGUAGAUAUUGUUGGAGAAUUAAGGAGGCCUUAGAACUAUGGAACAAUAUAAUCCUCAACAGACAAUGUGAUUUAAUAUCCCAGUCUCCAGGGACACGCAGGAGCUGUCGAUCAAAGCCUGUGGGAAAAACAAGUGCAAUCAUUUGUCAAAUUAACCAUGCAAAACACAGCCUGAUGUAUUGUUGCAUAGGUAAGUUGAAACUGUAAUAAUGCAUGAAAUUUACAUUGCUAAAUGCACUCCGUGGUUGGCAUUGAAACUGAGAAAGUAUGAGCCACUCUAUUGAAUCCUAAGAUGAAAUUCAAUGCUGGCAGUCUUCAGUUAAAAAAAAAAAA